This is a messenger RNA of Nannizzia gypsea CBS 118893, 1581 nucleotides long. RefSeq lists its product as hypothetical. NCBI's taxonomy places the organism in Eukaryota, Fungi, Ascomycota, Eurotiomycetes, Onygenales, Arthrodermataceae. Gene Ontology annotation, biological process: regulation of DNA-templated transcription. Gene Ontology annotation, molecular function: zinc ion binding; DNA-binding transcription factor activity, RNA polymerase II-specific. The transcript has 4 exons. Bases 1 to 1581 code for a protein of 526 amino acids. The record is from RefSeq and is a predicted model, not a curated record.
AUGCCAAAAAUAUCUGCAGGAUGCAACACUUGCCGAAGGCGAAAGAAAGGUUGUGAUAUGCAAAGGCCUUCAUGUGGCCAGUGCAAGAAACUAGGCAUUUCUUGUGGUGGUUACGGGCGGCAGCUCAAAUUUAUCCAUACUUCCAACCAGCCAUGCAAGCAAAGCGAAGUCCACGCAAUCCCAGAUAAAGUAGUGCCAAGCUCAAAGAAUAGACUUCGAAAGAACAUCACUGUUCCCUGCGAUACUACUGAAGUAAUGCUGACAAGUCAUGCAGAAGCGCUAUCAAAGUCGCUUCUUGUUGGGUCAUACCCUGGAUUGUUUUUAAACAUCUUUCUGGGAAAUAUCGGCAGCAGUGCGCAAAAUUUACGCCAAUCAUGCUUUACAGGCUGGAUGGUUACAGGGCCUCACAGUAAUACUGAAAACCCGAUAUUGCGUAAUGCAUUACUUGCCCUGGGUCUCGCGAGGGUUGGCAAAUUAUCGAAUGACUCCAGAAUCGUGUACAAAGGCCAGCAGUUCUACUCUUCGGCCCUAGCUCAAUUAUACCGGCGCCUCAGUAUCAACUCUGAAUGUUUGGAUGACGAAUCACUAGCAGGGAUAAUGUACUUAGCCCUUUAUGAGGCCAUUGAAGGUUCUCCGAUGAGAGGCCUUGGCUGGGCAAGUCAUACUGACGGGGCCACGCGGCUUAUACGAUUACAGCCAAAUUCUUCGGAAUGGACAACUUUCAGGAAACAGCUGUUUCUCGGGCUGCGUCACUUUGCUAUAAUACGCGCUAUCGGCUCUCGGCAGCCAUCUUUUCUGGCAGACCCUGAGUGGACCUGUUUACCUUUGCUACAAGCGAGAAAUCAACCCAGCCACCAGUUACUUCAACUGCUGGCUUCAAUACCAUCCAUUCUACGAGCAAUUGAUCUAAUUCGGGAAGAUAAUUCACCCUAUCUCCCAUAUAGAGUUGAAGAAGUUUCUAGGAAUUGUCGUGACCUAUUGAACAAGCUAGGUCAAUGGAAUAUUUCGCUUUGGGCCGGUAGAGGAGAACCGCUAUAUUGGGAAAGGUCUUCUAUGUUGUCAAUCAGCAUAACGGAGGAAUUUAUCAGAGAUCACCCCAUUUUCUCGUCGUAUAUUCAUUUUUUGGACACGGAGACCGCCCAUCUGCAGAUGCUCUACUGGACAGCCCAAUUGCUGAUUUGCAAUAACCUUUGGUUGGCAUACCAGUUCCUUUCAGGCCAGGAGGAUAAACGUUGGCAUGAAGUAAAUGCACCUAUACCCAACUUACACUUUGACGAUAGCAGCAGGACCACAUGUUCGAUGGCUGAAUUACCCAUUUCUGCGCCUGAGCUAUAUGUGGUCGCUACCAACAUUGCCCGGUCCCUUGAAUAUUUUCUGACUCCAGAAUUGAUUACCAUCGGAGUGACCAUGUUUGCUUUCCCAGCUACUGUUUCUUUGGGGUAUUUUCAGUAUUUUGAGCUCCCGGAAUCAAGGUGGUUUCAUUAUGUGUUUGAGCAUAUUCUGACUUCUUCGGGUAUUGAUGUAGGCGGAUUCCUUGAGGCUGUUGCAAAUGAGAAUUCACUCCGUCUGGUUAAAAUCUAA